Malania oleifera is the source of this 2453-nucleotide messenger RNA. Its product is annotated as SUN domain-containing protein 5. NCBI's taxonomy places the organism in Eukaryota, Viridiplantae, Streptophyta, Magnoliopsida, Santalales, Ximeniaceae. Gene Ontology annotation, biological process: protein folding in endoplasmic reticulum. Gene Ontology annotation, cellular component: membrane; cytoplasm. The coding region runs from base 345 to 2036 and encodes 563 amino acids. The transcript has 5 exons. The record is from RefSeq and is a predicted model, not a curated record.
AAAAAGAUGCAAUUGUCGGAAUUGCCCAAGUUUGUGCGGAUUGACAGUUAACACAACAUUAAAAUUAAAUGACAAUAAUAAACGUAAUUACCGAACAAAGCUCAGUUCAUAUGGCACAAAUUGGUUUCCGCCGGAGUUGGAGGUGACUAGCCACGAAGUCCAUUAGAAAGUAGGAACACCGCCUCCUCCGUCUCCUUCCCAAACAUCCACAUGUGGCGCAAACUCCCCCACCACCAACACAGAGGAGAGAGACGGGGGGAGAGAGAGAGGGAGACAGACAGAGAGAGCUCCCGUCUCCUUGAUGAAAGGGUGAGAUUGUCCCAACACUUGUGUACGGAUGAGAUAUGAGGAAACCUCGAAAUGGGUUCGGAAGCCUGAAAUGCCGUAGCAGCAAAACCAGCAAGCACAGAAGAAGGAACGGCGAAGAAGACGACAACCGCAACAAGAGCAGAGGACGAAAUAGCUUUGGGGAGCUUUCUUUGUCUUUGAUUUUCCCGCUUUGGUGUUUUGUCUUCUUGGCUCACUCUACGCUUGGCUGCAGGCACGGUGAUGAAGAUUCUAAAUACGCAGUGCAGGAAAUGAGUAGAUUAGAAGGAACCGUCUCGAGUGUUUUAGGUUACACUGAUUUAAUAUGUGAAGCACGACAACCAGUUGUACAAAAGAGAAAAGAACCAGAACAAUCACCAAAUGGGAGAACUCUUCCUGCAUAUCUCAAUCUCGAUGAGUUCCGAAACAUCACAAGGCAAGAAAAAGGUAGGGGAAUGCCUACUCAGCUAGUGAACAUUACCCACCGGCUUGAACCCGAUGGAACAGAAUACAAUUAUGCGUCUGCUUCUAAGGGUGCAAAAGUGGUGGCUCAUAAUAAGGAGGCCAAAGGAGCAAGUAAUAUAUUAGGGAAGGAUCAUGACAAGUACCUGAGAAACCCUUGUUCUGUAGCAGAGAAGUUUGUUGUGAUUGAGCUUGCGGAGGAAACUCUGGUUGAUGCCAUUAAAAUUGCAAAUUUUGAACAUUAUUCUUCAAAUUUCAAGGAGAUUGAAUUGUCUGGCAGUCUAAUUUACCCGGCUGAAACUUGGUUUUUACUGGGGAAAUUUGUUGCUGCAAAUGUUAAGCAUGCUCAGAGCUUUAAACUGCCUGAACCCAAAUGGGUGAGAUACUUGAAGUUGAAUUUACUUAGUCAUUAUGGAUCAGAAUUCUAUUGUACACUCAGUGUUCUAGAGGUGUAUGGUGUUGAUGCAAUUGAGCGGAUGCUCGAAGAUCUCAUCGUAGCUUCUGAAGAUUCUGUGCCCAGUAAAUUAUUGAAGGCUAAUUCAAGCGUAAUGCCUUCUCUAAAUUCAGCACCUGCUCUGAAUGAUGGAAAAACAAAUGGUGAAGUCCAAAAUGGGGUUGUCACAUUUGGUGAAGGGACAGAGAACAUCACUGAUCUGCAAAGGAUCAAUGUAGAUGUGAAGAGUCCAGUGACUGUGAACAAUAUUCCUGUUCCAGUAAUGGAAGUUAGACAUCAGCCUAAUGGCAGAGUACCCAGUGACACUGUUCUGAAGAUCUUAAUGCAGAAGGUGAGGUCUCUUGAGUUGAACCUAUCUGUGCUGGAGGAUUAUCUCAAAGAGCUUAACCGGAGGCAGGCAGAUAUCUUUCCGGGGCUUGAAAAGGAGCUAAUAAGAAUUUCGUCGCUCCUAGAGAAAAGCAGAAAAGAAAUGAAGGAUCUCAUGGAAUGGAAGGAGAUUGCGGAGAAAGGGAUCACUGGCCUUGAGUCAUGGAAAACUGUUGUCAGUUCUCAAGUUGAUGCACUGGUCAGAGAAAAUAGCAUGCUAAGACUAGAUGUCAAUAAGGUCGUAAAUGAUCAAGCAAGCCUGCAAAAUAAGGAGGUUGCUGUCCUGGUGUUGAGUUUUUGCUUUGCAUGUGCUGCCAUUUUCAAGCUAGUUUCAGAUCAUGUACUGACAGUUUUUGGUGCCUCUCACUCUGGAAAACAAAGACGAAAGAAAAGGAGAAAAGCUAAACCAAUUAAGCAACUGCAACAACAUGCAAAAACCAGCAAGUAAUUGAAGUUGCAAACACUCUGGAGGGUGAUCCUAAGUGAUGAGGGGCUCAUCUUGAAUUGCACCAAUUUUGACCAAUUUGUUAGGACUAGUAUUUCCUUCUUAAAAGACAAGAGGAACAUUAAUCUCUCAAUGUCUCAUCAGUAAUUCCUAGAUACCUAGGAUAAGAGUAGCCUGAGGAUGUACAAGGGCAUUUGACUGUUUGAGAAUUCUAAUUGCUUUUUUUAAGUUGGAUUCUCUGUAUAAUGGUAUUUGACCCUUUAUAUCAUAGUUCAUAUACUUUUAGGGCGUGUUCAUCAAACUCAUUCACUUAACCUUCUUUGAUUUCAAAAUUUUAACUUGUGGAGGAAUGUGAGAAUUUUCUUGAGUUCGAAUUGUGUUUUAUAAACACAAUUUAAUAAAAUUUUAUGAUUACUUAUA